Molecule: messenger RNA, 1625 nt
Organism: Drosophila mauritiana
Lineage: Eukaryota; Metazoa; Arthropoda; Insecta; Diptera; Drosophilidae
Product: EF-hand domain-containing family member B
Exons: 3
Coding region: 15-1610 (531 amino acids)
Source: RefSeq, a predicted model, not a curated record
UUAACAUAUCCCAAAUGUCAAAGAAAACAAGCUCACCUACAAAUUUAAAGACACUCAUAGAAAACUCAAUACAUGAUAUAAAAAAAAAAAUAGGAAACAUAAGCAGACCGUGUGCAAUGGCUAACAAAGGACACUUUAUCGAGAGGAAUGGAGCAUUUCGUGCUGCCGGAUUGCCCUCCUUCGGGGACGAUAAGAUUUCUUUCAAGGAUUGCGUGAUCAUUGCCCAUCCGUCGGAGGAUAUUCGGCAUCAGAUAGAGCUGCAGUGCAGAAGAAACAAGCCACAGCCCUUCGGAAAACUGUCGCCAAUUCUUCCGGAGAGCAAAAUGGGCGAACUUCUUAGCAGUGAGGGCCAAAAGUCGCGUGUGGCUGUGUUCAAGGAGAAGUUCCUGGAGGACAUGUACUGUAAGUUUGGAAAAACCGGUCAAAUACAGCCAACGCACUCGAAGCCCGAUGAUGUCACCAAUUGGAGUCAUACUUUCGGACGCGCCAAUCCUCCAGCUGAAACCCUAUAUAGCACUAUAAUGCCGAAAAAGUCGGUCGAUCAGGUUAAUCGCGAAUACGCCGAAUUUCAUCAAGGUCACAUCGUUAGUAACAACCAUUAUUUUCCAUCUGAGCAGAUCAAUCGCAGAUAUGAAAAGCCCUUUGAUCGAUCUAAUACCUAUGGAGUCUUGCAAGGCGCCGAGCACAGUGGUUCGACCAUGAAGAAAUGCUUAAUGCAGGGUGACGAACAUUUAACAGUGGUCUCAAAACCGUGGAUGGAUUAUGUUAAAAAAACCAAAGCUCCUUUGGGUAAAAAAUAUGAAAAAUACUUAGACAAAGUGCCGGACGUGUUCUUUGGCUAUCGUCCCCAUACGGACAAGUGCACCAUCAGAAUGUUGCUGGAGGACAUUAGGCCGUGUGAAGAGGACAAUACCUUGGUGAUGGCUCUAUCCUACUUGAACCGGCUGCGUGAGAGUCUUCACAAGCGGAAUGACUUCUAUAUGAUGGAUCUGAUAGCUUCGCUGGAGAGAGAGGACAAGGAGCAUACGGGUCACCUGCCCCUCUCGCAGAUCCUUGGGACCAUGUACAAACUGCACAUCCGUGUGGAUGCCGCGAAAAUCCGUACCAUGUUGUCGCACUUUGGUAAGAUCCUCGACGAGGGCUGUCCCACGGAGCGGGUGAACUACGACCACUUUUGUCGUAUACUCUCCGUCCAGCAACCGCUGCCGAAUGUCGGAUGUAUUGGCCAUAUUCCGGAUAACAUAGACAACAAGGAAACUACGUAUACCAAACUCUGCAAGGAUCGCGUGAAAGAUAUAACUGUGUCGCCGGAAUGUAACUGGCCCAACCGGAGUGCUCACCGUACAGACGAUGUCAACACACAUGUGAAGGAUGUCAUACAACCGGAACUGCCCAUUAAAGUUGGCCUCAGACCCAGUGACAUGAGUUGGCCAAGGAGCAAGGAUCAACUAGAGCGGAUAUUCGAUAAUAUUGUGUCCAAGGAUGCGUUCGAAAAUAUUUGGCAGCGUAUAAUGGCAAGGAAGAAGACCAAUGAUCAGGAUCAGAAGGAAUUGGCAUCUGUUGCACAGUUUCGUGCUGAAAUGACCUACGAUAUGCAUUCUUCUACAUAAAAAAAUGUGAAAUUA